Messenger RNA from Phacochoerus africanus (Common warthog), 746 nucleotides. Its product is annotated as ras-related protein Rab-3C-like. Gene Ontology annotation, molecular function: GTPase activity; GTP binding. Lineage: Eukaryota; Metazoa; Chordata; Mammalia; Artiodactyla; Suidae. The transcript has 3 exons. Gene Ontology annotation, biological process: regulation of exocytosis; protein secretion; protein localization to plasma membrane. Gene Ontology annotation, cellular component: endosome; plasma membrane; synaptic vesicle. The record is from RefSeq and is a predicted model, not a curated record. Bases 150 to 512 code for a protein of 120 amino acids.
AGCUGUUCAUUUAAUCUGCACGUUUAAUUCAGCCUCUCCGUGUGCUGCUCCAGCCUGGCUCCUUUCCAUAUAAGGCGUUCACGGGAGCUUUCUGCGGCACCCCUGCCUCUGUCUUGAAAAGCAGCCAAAGAUGGCUUUGUGUUUGAUGCAUGUGCUAUAGGCCGAAAACCUUGCUCCACGGCCACACCUUGCCAGCCAGGUCAACUCAAAUCAAAACAUACUCAUGGGAUAAUGCCCAAGUCAUCCUGGUGGGGAACAAAUGUGACAUGGAAGAUGAGCGGGUCAUUUCAACCGAGCGAGGCCAACAUUUAGGAGAACAGCUUGGUUUCGAGUUUUUUGAAACAAGUGCCAAGGAUAACAUUAAUGUCAAGCAGACAUUUGAGCGUCUUGUGGACAUCAUCUGUGACAAGAUGUCCGAGAGUCUAGAGACGGACCCGGCCAUCACCGCCGCAAAGCAGAAUGCAAGACUCAAGGAAACCCCUCCUCCACCGCAGCCCAGCUGUGGCUGUUAGUGUCUCCACCCACAAGCCGCACCUGGGGGGUGGUUGCUAAAAACAGCAUUUAUAAGUGGUCGAUUAGCCUUCAUUUAUACUGCCUAAUAAUUACCUGAGGGAAAUCUUUGAUGUCAGUGGCUCGAACAUGCAUUAAAUUCUGGGGAGGUUUCUUCCUGUGUUAACAUAUGGCAAAUACGUGAUCUUAACUUUGUAAGAACUGUUGAUCUAUAAACAUCUGGUAUUUGCAUGUGA